UCGGACCCCAUGUACAAAAAAAUUACAAUCGCUUACUAUAUAUAGACCCUCGUGCCUCCUACCCUCUUCAAGCCAUUUCAAAUUCGGUUAUUUCCAUAUAGCCUGUCCAAUAUCUCCUUACAAAGUUACUACCAUGGAUGAUGUCAAGGUGAUCUGCAUGAAAGACCCCAACUACAACUUAACCAUCAGAAAUGGCAAGGUGGUUUUUGCUCGCGCUGGUUCAUGUGAAUGUCAGCACUGGCGCAAGGAUGAGAAAUAUGCCCAGGGAAAGGUGGACACACAUGGCCGCAAAGCAUUUGCUCUAGUUAAUAAAGCUACUGGUCAGGCCCUGAAACAUUCUGCAGAGGGUAAACCAGUGGAGCUGGCGAACAUCAACUCCUGUAAUCUUGACCAGGCUCUACUUUGGACGGAUGGAUCUUCCUGGGGUAAUGGUUAUAGUCCUGCCUGGAUGAUUAAGGAUGUUCAGCUGAAUUUGGAUGCUAAAGAUGGGAUUGUCAACGAUUGCUCUACAGUUCAGAUGUGGAAGUGGAAUGGUGGUGCACCUAACCAGCUCUGGAAAAUUGUCCCCUAUUGAGGAGGAAGUUGCUAUGGUGUUGCCACUCGCCAUCUAUCUAUCUAUAUAGAUAUGUAUGUAUGCUUGUGGUUUCUAUAAAUUUGGAAUAAAACCUUGGUGUGUAACCAUAUAGCUGUUACAACAGCUGGGGUGUGG
Molecule: messenger RNA, 709 nt
Organism: Tripterygium wilfordii
Lineage: Eukaryota; Viridiplantae; Streptophyta; Magnoliopsida; Celastrales; Celastraceae
Product: ricin B-like lectin EULS3
Exons: 5
Coding region: 134-574 (146 amino acids)
Source: RefSeq, a predicted model, not a curated record